Cimex lectularius (bed bug) is the source of this 1627-nucleotide messenger RNA. Its product is annotated as trypsin-1-like. The coding region runs from base 476 to 1594 and encodes 372 amino acids. Lineage: Eukaryota; Metazoa; Arthropoda; Insecta; Hemiptera; Cimicidae. Gene Ontology annotation, biological process: proteolysis. The record is from RefSeq and is a predicted model, not a curated record. Gene Ontology annotation, molecular function: serine-type endopeptidase activity. The transcript has 7 exons.
ACAUAGACUUCUUUGAAUUUACUGUUGACAAAGAGCAUCUUUGAAAAGACGCCAUUUCGCUCUCAUCCGGAUAUGUUCAGAUACGACGAGCUACAAACAGGAUGCACACAAGAUGCCACACACGAGCAUCUGCUAAAAAUGGAAGAAUUCCCUUAACUAAAAGACACGAAAAGACGAGAAUCAGUCCUAAAAGACAAUCUGUCAAACUGCUGAUAAAUUAACAAAUCAAGCAGAAAGAUCGAAUUAGCUUAUUUAUCUAGAACUCGCUAAAUGAUAUCGCGUCAUUUACGUAUACCUUAAUACUAACUUUCGUAUUUGGCAAUAAUAAUGAUACUACAAAUGUUGUUCAAUUGUAAUUCGACAUUGAAUAAUGACCCUUUUCUGUUUUUCGUGAUAAAUGUCAUAAACGUCCAGGAGUGAUUAUGUUCGAAUUAGCGACGGCGGUCAUUAGAGGAACGAUCUCGCAGGAGUAAAUAUGGUGCGAAAUUUCUUCUUGACUAUCGCUUGCGUACUGAUAGUAAAGUCGAAGCAAGAAAACGAAUCUAUCGUCCGCUAUCCACCCGGACACUUUGAAGCCGAGCCUUUUAAGUACUAUUCCGUUUCGAACUUGUCGACUCUCGACUUCGGAUUCGUCUUCGCCCCGCUUCCCACGCUGACACAACCGUCUCCUGGGCCUGACAACGGCUUGGACCAUUUCCAUUUCCAAUGGCAGCCGUCCACAGCCCCGAGGCCAGUCCGACCCCGUCCAGAACGUAAACCCGACAGCCCAAUCGGAUACGAGGUGACAUGCGGCACCCGCCGGAGCAACCCAUCAAAGGACGACAUCAGAAUAGUCGGCGGGAUCAAUGCUGAACCAGGUGAAUUUCCAUGGCAGGUCUCCCUCCAGUUGUUGACAGGGUGGUCGGCCCGACACAUAUGCGGUGGUACAAUAAUUAGUAAGCACUGGGUUGUAACUGCAGCUCAUUGUGUCGAUGGUAUCCCUUCCUCAUCGCUCUCUGUUGUUGCUGGUGACUAUGACCUCUACAAAGUCGAAGGACACGAGCAGAGAGUGGAUGUCAAAAGGGUUGUGACAAAAGGGUACAGGAAGGGUAACUUUUCCAAUGACAUCGCCCUCUUGCAAGUCGAUGCUCUUCAUCUAGAUGGAGUCUGGACUGCACCACUAUGUGUUCCACGGCCAUACCAUAAUUUUUGUACUGGGUAUGCAACUGUAACAGGGUGGGGACGACUAUCAGAAAGUGGAGAGCUACCUCAACUACUUCAGAGGGUGACAUUACCUAUGGUAAAGAAAAAAGAUUGUAAGCAACUCUACACCAAUGCUGGCUAUAGUAACUUUGUACAACAAUGCCAGAUUUGCAGUGGAUGGGAACAAGGCGGAUAUGAUUCAUGCCAGGGGGAUUCAGGAGGUCCAUUAGCAUGCAAACGAGCCGAUGGAUAUUACUAUCUUUGUGGUGUAGUGAGUUGGGGUGUUGGGUGUGCCAGACCUCGCUACCCAGGGGUUUACACUGAAGUGGCCUGCUUCAGCAGCUGGAUUCGUGAUAUCGUUUACGCCCGAAACAACCGGGACAUAUCAGCUAUUUCAAAUGUUGAUCAUUAAAUUUCCAAAUAAAAAUAUAAAAAUAUUCUUUUA